UUUGUCAUGCAACAGAAAUGGCAAAAUUGUCAUUCAACCUGCUUUUUUUAGGAUCGAUUUUUUUUGUAUUUGAUUUUUUUUUGUUUGAUAGGUAAUUCAUUAGUGUUAUUUACGUCGAUAUUAUAGCUGUGAUGAAAGUAAUUCGACCAGUUUUGAAGAAAGAAUGAUACUGACAGUCUUUUGUUUUCCGUUCUCUCAUGCAGGGAACUAGUUUCUUGCCUUCGUGGAAAUCUGCGUGACGCAGCGGGCAGCUUUGGUUUUCUCUUUUAUAUCAAUAUUGUUGUGUCGAAUUUCUGUUUGCAUUAUUUUUUGUAUGAACGUAUAAGUACGCGCGCGCACAUACACAUUCGCAUACGCACAUACACACACGCACGCGCACGCGCACACGCACAUGCACGCGCACGCGCACACGCACACGCACACGCACACACACAAAAAAAAAAACCACACACGCUGAUAUACACACAACACAAAUGCCCAGUAAAUGUACAGGAAGUAUACAAGAAUGCAUAUUACGUAGACUUUAGGCCUACAUAAUAAUCUGUGACAAAAUAUCCAUAAAUAGACACAUCCGCUUCGGUUAAAGAACACAUUGCUUUUAAAUUUACCAAUGUCACCUUGUACUUGCCGUGUUUGAUGGAAUGCCUUAAAAAAACAUGUAAUCGUAAGAGUAAGUAUGUCAUUUCCACUUUGCAUGACUGUUACUUGGACAGUUUUUUGUAUGCUGCGUCGCUUCGCUGCGGCUCAGGGGCUCGGCACUGCGCACUCUGAGACACAUCCUGGAAUGCUUGUGGUAAGGCCGUUGUCAGAGGAGAUAGAGAGCGAUUUUUCUGAGGAACAUUUUGAAGGCACAAGUGAACGGGGCACAUACACACACACGCACGCACCCACAUGCAUGUGCACGAACACGUACACAUACAGGCUAUGGGCGUGUCCGAGGAGACCCCGACGGAGCUCCCCGCGGAGUACCAGCGGCACCAGCGCGUGUGGCUCGGCGGCCUGACAGCCCGAUCGGCGAAGGUCGUGCAAGUGACGCAAUCGCGAACGGCGAAUAACCACAGAGAGUUGUCCGUCGCCCGCGGAGAAUACCUCGAAGUGCUUGACGACAGCAAGAACUGGUGGAAAGUGGUGAACGUUCUCGGGCAGGUUGCGCACGUUCCUCAUACGAUAGUGAAGCUUUACGCGGCCGAGCGAGAUGGCGACGAAGGGCAGCAUCAGCAGCAUCCCGGUCCUUCUCCUCCUCCUCCUCCUCCACCUGAUCCUUCGCUGUCUCCGGGCGAGGAAGGUCCUGUCAGCGGGGAAAACAGGCCCACUUCCAACUGCAGGAUGUCCAAAGAAGAUCCUAAAGGGGAUGGACAGAUCAACCCGGGUUUCCAGGGCGAUUCUUACGUUGCCAGGGACACUGUGCUGCCCAUGACGGAUAUCGUAGACACGCGUGUCGUCGUGGGCGCGGAGGACAGAUCUUCCUUGGAGGAUGGCGUAGCGACAAACGGAAGGGCGGCGGGCGUCGAGGGAGGGCACCACCAGGAGGAGGAGGAGGAGGAGGAGGACUACGGGAUCCUGACAUUGCUGCCUUUCUAUCCUUGGCUCAAGAAGAGGGUCAGGUCGGCGACGGAGAACUUGAUGCAGUCAGGCGACCACAGCUGCCAUAGAAGUAAACAACCAGGAGGGGUAUCCACGAAAGUUCUAAUUCAUGUAAUAUGA
Penaeus indicus is the source of this 1704-nucleotide messenger RNA. RefSeq lists its product as uncharacterized. The record is from RefSeq and is a predicted model, not a curated record. Lineage: Eukaryota; Metazoa; Arthropoda; Malacostraca; Decapoda; Penaeidae. Bases 892 to 1704 code for a protein of 270 amino acids. The transcript has 6 exons. Gene Ontology annotation, biological process: regulation of Rho protein signal transduction; Rho protein signal transduction. Gene Ontology annotation, molecular function: actin binding. Gene Ontology annotation, cellular component: plasma membrane.